Molecule: messenger RNA, 876 nt
Organism: Fulvia fulva
Lineage: Eukaryota; Fungi; Ascomycota; Dothideomycetes; Mycosphaerellales; Mycosphaerellaceae
Product: Carbonyl reductase [NADPH] 1
Exons: 2
Coding region: 1-876 (291 amino acids)
Molecular function (GO): oxidoreductase activity
Source: RefSeq, a predicted model, not a curated record
AUGGCUGUUCAAUCUCGCAUUGCCGCCGUAACAGGUGCCAACAAGGGCGUUGGUCUCGCCAUUGUCCGACAACUCGCCCUCCAAUACCCUACCUCGCCAUUGAAUUCGGGCCCCUUCCUAAUCUACCUCACCGCCCGCUCCCCCGAACGCGGCCAAGAAGCCCUCAACACCCUCACCUCCGACCCCCAAUUCAAAGACGCCGGCGUCCUCUCCCAACAUGGCGGCGACACAACCAUCAAGUACCACGCCGUGGACAUAGACCAAACAAAAUCCGUCCAGGACUUUCGAGAUUUCCUGCAGAAAGAGCAUUCCGACGGCAUCGAUAUCCUGAUCAACAAUGCCGGAAUCGCAAUGGAAGGCUUCGACGCUGGGGUGGUCAAGAAGACAUUACAGACGAACUAUUUCGGUACAUUGGAGAUAUGCCAGAGUCUGCUGCCGUUGAUAAGGGAAGGGGGCAGGUUGGUGAAUGUCAGCAGUAUGAGUGGGAAACUCAACAAGUAUUCAGAUGAGAUUCGCGAGGCGUUCUUGGCUGCGGCGAAGAAGGAUGUGCCCGCCGUUACGGCGAUCAUGCAGCAGUUCCAGAAGGCCGUCGAGGCAGGGCAGGAGAAAGAGGAGGGGUUCCCGAGUAUUGCAUAUGGUGUUAGUAAAGCUGGUGAGACGGCUUAUACCAAAGCAUUGGCAUUGGAGGGGAGCUGGAGGAAGAAGAAUAUUUUGAUCAAUGCGUGUUGUCCGGGAUAUGUCAAUACGGAUAUGACGAAGGGAAGGGGAAGGAAGACGCCGGAUCAAGGAGCGCAGACGCCGGUUAUGUUGGCGUUGCAGGACAUUGGAGGCAAGACCGGAGAGUUUUGGCAGCAUGAGGAGGUCAUUGAGUGGUGA